Messenger RNA from Formica exsecta, 2103 nucleotides. Its product is annotated as alkylglycerol monooxygenase-like. Gene Ontology annotation, molecular function: iron ion binding; oxidoreductase activity. Gene Ontology annotation, cellular component: endoplasmic reticulum. The coding region runs from base 321 to 1685 and encodes 454 amino acids. The record is from RefSeq and is a predicted model, not a curated record. The transcript has 9 exons. NCBI's taxonomy places the organism in Eukaryota, Metazoa, Arthropoda, Insecta, Hymenoptera, Formicidae. Gene Ontology annotation, biological process: lipid biosynthetic process.
UUUCUUCAGAUAUUUAUAUAUUUCUUAUUAAAUCGUAUUACCUAAUAACGAAAAAUUGAGCCGUUAGUUCAAUUUAAAUGUAUUGUUGAAGGAUCUUACAUUUGCGAAUUUAUAAACACAUCGCGAUUUUAAGUACAUGAUUUAUUUGCGUAUGUGCUUGUCUAGCGCGGCUUAGUAUAUAAACAACAUGAGCAUGGCACGCGCGAUUAAACCGGCGCUGCGUAUUGCCUGAGUCGUUGCCUUUUUACCUAAGAUGCUUCUGAAAAAUUAUUAAGAUAUUUUUGUCGACUUGUGAUUAAUGCGUAUUACGAGUGUGCGAUAUGAACGAAAUACUCAUCAGUUUGCUCGCUAAGAUCGCCGAAUCUGUUUCAAAAUACAUCGAAAAAUUCUGGUAUCUUGUUCUUAAAGAGAUGACAUUCGAGUUCCCACAAGAGGUACCGGAUUAUCAUAAACAGAUAUGGCUACCGUUUUUUUUCCUGCUAAUUCUGGAACAAUUAAUAUUGCGAAAAAGGUUUCGUUUGAAUGAUCAAGUUACGUCGCUAUCUCAGUGGAUACUCCACGAAACUAUUCGAGUCUUUUCACAUGGUGCCGAAUACUAUGCAUACAUCAUCAUUUAUGAGAGGUUUGGCAGAGGAUGGAAUCUGCUAGCCUGGGGUUCACUGUGGACAUGGUAUAUUUCCUUCAUUGCUGUGGACUUUUGUUACUAUUGGGCUCAUCGCAGUAAUCAUGAAAUCCACUUUUUAUGGGCCCUUCAUCAGGUGCAUCACAGUAGCGAGGAGUUCAAUUUCGCGGUCGGUCUGCGACAAUCCAUUCUACAAAAUUGGUGUAACUUUGUAAUCUAUUUACCCCUCGCCUUCUUUAUAACUCCGUCGCACUUUAUGGUCCACAUUCAACUCAACUUGAUAUAUCAAUUGUGGAUUCAUACAACACUCAUUGGUAACCUCGGACCAUUUGAGUGGAUUCUUAAUACACCUAAGCAUCAUCGCGUUCAUCAUGGUUGCAAUCUUUAUUGCUUGGAUAAGAAUUAUGGUGGCGUGCUCAUCAUAUGGGAUCGUUUGUUCGGUACGUUUCAAAAGGAAGAUCAUAAAGAAGAGAUAAUUUAUGGUUUGGUGGUAAAUGCUGAAUCAUUCAACUCAUUUUAUCUGCAGGUAUUCUAUUUGAAGGAUUUAAUUAAAAAAAGUAUAAAUAUGAUUACCUGGGCCGAUAAGCUCGCCGUCGUUUGGAAAGGUCCUAGCUGGUUUCCAGGUGCACCUCGUUUAGGUUUAGACGAAUUUAAAAUAAAAGUAAAGCCUAGAGCCGUGUACGAUCCUCAGAUAUCAGAGUGGCAAAAAUUAUAUAUAACAGUGCAAUUUUUGACGAUUUUUCUUACUCAUCUUCAAUUAUAUAACGAGAAUUUAGAUAUUUUAGACGAUUUUCUUUGGAUAAAAUUGGGAAACAACUUAGUCGCUCUCAUCAGCAUCGGUUUGUUAUUUGAUAAGCGUGCAUUUAUAUAUCCUGGUAUCAUUGAACUUGUACGCUGCAUGACUUAUGUACACUUCACGCACGAGAUAAAUCUUAAUAAUUUAAUCGAUUAUUUGACGUAUUACGCAUAUGGGUUUUCUCUACUUCUGAUUUGGAUACCUUAUUUCAUAUAUAGAAUUUACUUUUUAUUUUUUAAAUUUAUUUUUUUACCUUUUUUUAUGUAAACGUAUGUGUUGUUGAAGAUUGAAAAUCUGCGCAUGAUAACCAUAUAGACAAAUAAAACAUGUAGAUAUAUGUAUAGAUAUAUGUGUAUUACAUAUAUAUAUAUAUUUUAUAUAUACAUAUUUUAUAUGUCUAUGGUGAUAACAGUAUUGAAGCGUUGCAUAUUUAAAUAUUCUUGACAUAAUAAACGUUUGUUUUUUCGUACCCAUCAUGUGAAUCGAAGUUUAGGCAAAUAAAUGUUCAUCUAUAGAUCUCGGAUAGUGCACAGAUGUAUAUUUUAUCGUUAUAAGGAAACAAUUUUUUUUCAAUUGACAUUAUUAACUCGUAAUAAUAUACAAUACAUGUGUAAACAUAAUUGAUAACAUUGUGUAAUUCUGCGUUUAUAUCAUAAAAAAAAUACAAACAAAUAUGAAACAAUUA